GGAAUGUAGAGUUUGAGAGAGUGGAAUUAGGGUUUGAGGAGGCAGAGAUGGCGAAGUUCAACGUUGUUCAGAAAAGAAGAAGAGCUCUAGUUGCUGAGCGGAAGAGACUGGUUCACGGCGACCCUACCACCGGCAAGCUUAAGAUCAGAAAGCAGCCUGUUAAUCUAUCCGGCAAACGCAAGCGCAAGCUCUUCAAACAAUGGCGUCGUGAACAAAAAGAUGCCGUAGAGAGUGGCUUGAUUAGCAUGGAAGAUGUUCAAAUGGCUGUUGCUGAAGGGGAAACCAAAGAUAAGAAUGCUAUAUCUUCAGCUAAAUUUCACUUGAAAAAAAAGGGAUUGAAACUUAAACAGCUUAAGGGCAAAGGGAAGAACAAAAGAAAAUCUGAUGUCCCUGCUGCUGAAGUUUCAACUGAUGCAAUGGUGGAGUAAUUUUCAUUGUCUCCUUUGUAGUAUGAGGAUAGAAGAGGCAAAAAUGAGAUGGUAUAAUGUUGUAACCUUGAAUUGAGUGUUUUGGGGUAGGCUGUCUAGAUAUUUUCCUUUUUAUUUAUAUUUUUUAAUGGUAAAAGAAUGGAAGCUUUGAUUUUAUAGUUGAGUUGUUCAAUUGUUGUUAUAUUCCUAGAAGGAAGCUCGCUGAUUUGAUCAACUAACCUUUGGCAAAUGUUAGAUGAAGUACUAUAUUGCACCGGUUUAUCUUUGUCCUUUACUUUAUAUUGGUGAAAGGAAAUCAAAUUAGCAGCUGUUGA
Messenger RNA from Medicago truncatula (barrel medic), 742 nucleotides. RefSeq lists its product as uncharacterized. Bases 48 to 428 code for a protein of 126 amino acids. The transcript is spliced from 4 exons. NCBI's taxonomy places the organism in Eukaryota, Viridiplantae, Streptophyta, Magnoliopsida, Fabales, Fabaceae. The record is from RefSeq and is a predicted model, not a curated record.